UCACAAUAACCCGCAGCUCCUCACAGCUCAGAGUCGUUACCGGGUCAUCAGCCUGUCCUGCCGGGUAAAGAAAAAUAAAAAUGCAUGUACAUCUGAUUGAAGUUAGAGUUAAUAGUUGUGUGUAGUGUAGCCACCGCGCGGUUUGUGGUUAUCAUCGGGUGUGUUUGUGUUGAUUGUUGUUGGUGCGAACAAAGCGCGGUGCCUCCACAUGGCUCCGACGAUUCAGACACAAGCUCAGCGAGAGGACGGCCACAGCAGGCCGUCCUCACACAGAACUGUCCCAGAGAGGUCAGGCGUGGUGUGUCGGGUGAAGUACUGCAACAGCCUCCCUGACAUCCCCUUUGACCCCAAAUUCAUCACAUAUCCAUUCGACCAGAACAGGUUUGUGCAGUAUAAAGCCACUUCUCUAGAGAAGCAACACAAGCAUGAGCUCCUGACUGAACCAGACCUCGGGGUCACCAUUGAUCUCAUCAACCCAGACACCUACCGCAUAGAUCCCAAUAUUCUGUUGGAUCCUGCUGAUGAAAAGCUGUUGGAGGAAGACAUCCAGGCUCCAUCCAGUUCGAAGAGGUCACAGCAGCACGCUAAAGUGGUGCCGUGGAUGAGAAAGACAGAAUACAUUUCGACAGAGUUCAACAGAUACGGCGUUUCCAACGAGAAAGUGGAAGUCAAGAUCGGCGUGUCUGUCAAACAGCAGUUCACAGAAGAAGAGAUCUACAAGGACAGAGACAGCCAGAUCUCUGCUAUUGAGAAGACAUUUGAGGAUGCACAGAAAUCGAUUACACAGCACUACAGUAAACCCAGAGUUACUCCUGUGGAGGUACUUCCUGUGUUCCCCGAUUUCAAGAUGUGGAUCAACCCGUGUGCUCAGGUCAUCUUUGACUCUGAUCCUGCACCUAAAGACAUAUCAGGACCAGCGGGAGUGGAAAUGAUGUCUCAGGCCAUGAUCAGAGGAAUGAUGGAUGAGGAAGGAAAUCAGUUUGUGGCCUACUUCUUGCCCCAUGAAGAAACACUUCGCAAGCGCAAGAGAGACUGCGAUGAGGGGAUGGAUUACAUGCCUGAGGAUCUUUAUGAUUACAAGAUCGCCAGGGAGUACAACUGGAACGUCAAGAACAAAGCCAGCAAGGGUUACGAGGAGAACUACUUCUUUAUCUUCAGAGAUGGAGAUGGUGUUUACUAUAACGAGCUUGAGACCAGAGUGCGUCUGAGCAAGAGGAGAGCCAAGGCCGGAGCACAGUCGACCACAAACGCUGUGCUGGUGUGUAAGCACAGAGAUAUGAACGAGAAGGAGCUUGAAGCCCAGGAAGCGCGUAAAGCUCAGCUGGAGAACCAUGAGCCAGAAGAUGAAGAGGAAGACCUGGACAUUGAUAAGGACAUACAGGACUCAGGUGAUGACAAAGAGAAGGGCAGCGGCAGUGAGGCAGAGAACUCUGGCAGCGAAUCCGAGAGGGAAGAUGAAGAACGGGAACAAAGGGCAGAAGAAGACGAAGACGACGAGGACAGAGGAAAGCGGAGGAGGAAGGCGAGCGGCAGCGGGAGCGAGAGCGGCGAGGAGAGGACCAGGGAAAUGCGAGACGAGGAAGAGAUCUUCGGCAGCGACGACGACAGCGACGACAACGACGACAACGACAACGAGCCCAAGAACUCGGGCAGGAGCAGCGGGGAGGAGGGCAGCGGAAGCGAGGAUGAAGGAGGAAACAGAGGAGGAAGCAGGAGUCGCAGCGCGUCUCCAGCACGCAGCGACCGCAGCAGCGACCACUCGGAGAGGGCUCAGAGCGGAAGUGGAAGUGACAGAGGCUCGGAUUCCAGCGAUGGCAGUGACAGUGAAUAAAAUCUGUGGUCUGGACAGGAAGGUGAUGGCCAAGUCUCAUCUGUAUGUUCAAACAUGGAGGAGUUACCCCAGCACUGACUCUGAUCUUAGCUCAGUCUGGUGCUGUAGUGUCUUGAUGAGUUGCAACUAUGAAUUAAAAUUUUGUGUGCGAGAUGCUCGUUGGUUUUGGACUGGGGACAUCUUUCUUCAAUCCAGUUUUUAUUUGUUGAUUUAACUUGUGCAUCAGUAGCUAUUUGUAUACUAUUCCUUUGUUUCCGUCUGUCAAGACAUUCAGUAAAAUACAGUACUCAGCUUCUGACAUGUCAUUGUGUUACAGCUUUGAAACGGAUAAUAAAAUGCAGGCGACGUUUUGUAAGAAACUCA
Larimichthys crocea (large yellow croaker) is the source of this 2194-nucleotide messenger RNA. RefSeq names its product PAF1 homolog, Paf1/RNA polymerase II complex component (gene paf1). The record is from RefSeq and is a predicted model, not a curated record. NCBI's taxonomy places the organism in Eukaryota, Metazoa, Chordata, Actinopteri, Sciaenidae. Bases 209 to 1831 code for a protein of 540 amino acids. The transcript has 14 exons. Gene Ontology annotation, biological process: transcription elongation by RNA polymerase II. Gene Ontology annotation, cellular component: Cdc73/Paf1 complex. Gene Ontology annotation, molecular function: chromatin binding; RNA polymerase II complex binding.